GAGAGUAGUGGCAGUCUUAAUGAAGUGUGGCCACGUCGUCUGUGACUAAUAGUUAAGACAUGGGUUGGAGUCAAAAAUACAUUACCCAGACACUUGCUCUGGCGCUCAAUAUUAAAGGGUCAUUAUGUUAAUUACUUGAUAUACUGUAGUUAAUUGUGUUAGUUUUGUGUAUUCAUGGAUGAGUUAGGGCAGCAGGUAAACAGCAGCAGCCUUGGAGAAACUACUCAUGCAGAUGAGUCUUUGAUUAAAGUCGUGGUGCCCAUCUUGGAUGGGCUCAUUCUGGUGACUGGUCUCGUGGGCCAAAUUCUUGUCAUCACCAUCCUUAAUGGCAGGAGGAGGAAAGAAAGUCAACCUCCACAUGGCACAGACACCCUGCUGCUGGCUCUGAGUGCUGCAGACCUGCUGCUGCUGCUCUGUUUGCCCUUCCACACAUCUGCUAUCACCCUUGGCUUCUGGCCUUUUGGCAGCUUCCUGUGCAAAGGCAUCAGCUUCCUGGGCGUGGCCUGCUCUGCGGCCUCGGUGUUCACCCUGGCAGCUUUGGCUGUGACACGCUACCUCACAGUGGUGCACUCCACCUGGGCGUACCGUUUGAGGAUGCACCGAUGCAUAAAGCUGACAGUGGCUCUGCUCUGGGUCCCUGCCUCUGCCUUGGCAGCGCCGCAGUUUGCCUUCCGCACAAUUACCACGUCCCGCGCUGUGUACUGCUUUGCCUUCCUGUCCGAUUUCAGCCAGCUGGUUUACAGCAUCUCUCUAUUCCUGUUUGGCUUUGCUCUACCACUAGGCAUCAUUGUACUGAUGUACACCAAGAUCUACUGUUUUCUCCGACACGCAAGGCUGCUGGGAAAUGCUCCCCAGCUGGAACGCUACCAGAGCCAGGUCACUCAAACUUCAGCCCUCCUGGUCCUGGUCUUCACUCUGCUGUGGCUACCCUCAUAUGCCCUCAUGUUCUCCUUCAUUGGUGGAUCAAUGAAAGACUCACCUGGCUACAAUACUGUUGCCAUUCUGGCCAGACUUCUGACAUCCUCAGCAGCAGUGGUAAACCCUAUACUGUACGGGUUUAUGUCUCAAAGGUUUAGACGAGAAUUAAAAGAGCUGGGGCGAGAGCGCUGGGCAUGGUGCAAAAGUUGCCUGAUUGGUUGUCCCGAUAUUUUUAACAGGGACAUGGUACAACCCUUUGAGCUGGACACAACCUCAGAGAGAUGCCAAACCUGAGUCUCAGAGCAGAAAAAGAAAACAGCGCUACCUCAUUAUUCACUUUAUCGGCAGAUUUAUGGCGAGUUAACAUGACCGAAGCACUUGGGACAUUCAUAGGAAUAUACCUCAUCUAAAUCAAAUUGUGUGCAAAAUGUAAAAGUGUCAUAAUAUAAAAAAUCGGAUAAACAUUUUCAUGUGUUGCCAAUCCCCUCUAUUUAUCAUUUUGUUCGUAAUUAAUUAGCAUAUUUAUUGUGAGUAUCAUCAGUUGGGUGAUACACUGUAA
Messenger RNA from Solea senegalensis (Senegalese sole), 1477 nucleotides. Its product is annotated as galanin receptor type 1-like. Gene Ontology annotation, molecular function: G protein-coupled receptor activity. The coding region runs from base 175 to 1212 and encodes 345 amino acids. The record is from RefSeq and is a predicted model, not a curated record. NCBI's taxonomy places the organism in Eukaryota, Metazoa, Chordata, Actinopteri, Pleuronectiformes, Soleidae. The transcript has a single exon. Gene Ontology annotation, biological process: immune response; G protein-coupled receptor signaling pathway. Gene Ontology annotation, cellular component: membrane.